Messenger RNA from Phaedon cochleariae (mustard beetle), 711 nucleotides. The record is from the annotation of a GenBank genome assembly. Lineage: Eukaryota; Metazoa; Arthropoda; Insecta; Coleoptera; Chrysomelidae.
AGAGCGGAGUUGUUGAAUUUGUUGGGUUACAGCAUCGAGGAUGUCAAUAAUAAAUUGAAUAAGUACAUACCCAAAGAUCUGCAUAGCGAUGUCGACGGAUUAGCGGAUGAUCUGAAGAACAUCAAUAGGAUAGAUGAUGCCUCAUUCAAUGAUCCUUUCGAUUCGUUAGUGAGUCAAGAUGGAAAGAAGACCGAACUUUUCAAAAUAAAUACUAGCGAUGAUAAUGUUGGACUUAUAACACAAGCACUUCUAUUGAACAACGUGGAGGCUGCAGUUGGACUUUGUUUGAAGGCCAAGCGAUUUGCCGAUGCCUUGAUUAUUGCAACAACGGGUGGUGCAGAUCUUUUGGCAAGAACACAGCACAAAUACCUGGAACAGGCGGAAGGCUACGUGUCCUCGCUAAUCGCGGCCAUAGUUUCGGAAGAUUGGGGCAGCAUCAUCAACAACUGCGAGAUCGGCAGCUGGAAGGAGGCGUUCGCGGCCAUUUUGACGCACGCCUCUGACGACGAUCUGCCGGCUCUUUGUGAACAGUUGGGCAAUAGAUUAGAAGAGGAAAGCACCAUCGACCCGAAAUAUUCGCAAGACGCGCAACUCUGUUAUAUUUGCGCUGGCAGUUUCGACAAGUUGGUGGCCAGCUGGAGCGGCAACACUGCUCAGUCGACCGACGAUCUGCAAGAGUUGAUCGAGUUAGUGACUUGCUUGCAGAAAGCU